Messenger RNA from Coffea eugenioides, 1291 nucleotides. Its product is annotated as putative HVA22-like protein g. NCBI's taxonomy places the organism in Eukaryota, Viridiplantae, Streptophyta, Magnoliopsida, Gentianales, Rubiaceae. The coding region runs from base 276 to 1136 and encodes 286 amino acids. The transcript is spliced from 7 exons. The record is from RefSeq and is a predicted model, not a curated record.
CGAACUCUAAAUAGCAAAUCCAGCCACCAAGGAUUUAAAUCCGCUCGACGCUCUCAACAAGAAAACAGAUGAUAAAUAUAAAACAGAUAAUUUCAAACAAAACUACGCUGUAAAAUUUCAGUAAUCAGCUCCGCUGACAUCGCAACCGUCCGCCGCGGAUUAUCGCCGGCUUUCUUCUACGUGCCGGCUAUCUACUCCGAAUUAACUCCACUACUCUCCGAUUUGCUCCGCCGCUCAUUACUAACGGUCAUUUUCCAAUUUCAACGGUAAUCAAGAUGAUUGGGUCUUUUCUCACCAGAGGACUUGUGAUGGUUUUUGGUUAUGCUUAUCCUGCUUAUGAGUGCUUCAAAACUGUGGAGAUGAAUAAACCUGACAUUGAGCAACUUCGCUUUUGGUGCCAGUACUGGAUAUUGGUUGCAGUGUUGACAGUUUGUGAGAGGGUAGGAGAUGCUUUUAUUUCAUGGGUCCCAAUGUACAGUGAGGCUAAGUUGGCAUUCUUCAUAUAUUUGUGGUUCCCCAAGACUAAGGGAACAACUUAUGUUUACGAUUCUUUCUUCAGACCUAUAGUCUCAGAACACGAGACAGAAAUUGAUCGUAAUCUGUUGGAAUUGAGAAUUAGAGCUGGGGAUAUGGCGGCUCUAUACUGGCAAAAGGCUGUUAGUUAUGGUCAGACAAGAAUAUUUGAUGUCUUGCAGUAUAUUGCUUCGCAAUCAGCUCAGCCUCGGCCUGCUCAGACACAACAAGAAGGUGCUAGAGUUCGACAAAACAAUGCACCACAGGUUCGUAAAGGAGCUGCUACAUCAGUGCCACAGGCUGAAGAGACCCCUUCUCCAGCUUCUAGUACAUCUUCAAGUGAGAACCAAGAUGAUGUGUCGGAGGAUGUUGCCCAUUCACAAGCGCCUUUAGCUGAUUCUUCUGGGGCUGCCCUAAAUGCAUUAAACACAACACCAACGGAACCCCUUACUGAAACCACAAAACCUACAACCUCAAAAGAAACUGAGGUUAUGGAGAUUGAUUCAGCUUCUUCGUCCGGAGCAGAAAAUGCCAAACCUCGGUCACAAGAGACGGUCAUUGAAGAAAGCGUUCGGGUCACGCGUGCCAGGUCAAGGAAACCACGUGCUACAUCCAACCGUUGAGUAGAGCUUGGGUCCUCCAUUAUCCUUCCUAAUUUGUGAAUUGUGAGUAACUAGGAGGCAUAGGUUAAGAGCUGAUAAAUGGUGCAUGUACAUCGUUGUUGUUGUUGGACGACUCGUUGGUUAUAAAUGUUCAAGAUUUUUAAGUUGAUGGAUUU